UUUUAUUUUUUAGGAAUUGUUUGUGGCCAGACAUGCCCAUGUAUGUGGAGGAAUCUCGGCAGUCUUCUUUCUUUAGUAAACUUCAAACAAAAUGAAACAGCCAUGUGGUUCAAUGAACGGGAGAAACCCAGCAAAAUGAGUUCCUGCUGGGGACUGUGUGGCAGGAUGGCAGCUGCAGAACCUUUGACUGCUUUCUCCCGUUGGUACCUAUAUGCCAUUCAUGGCUACUUCUGCGAGGUGAUGUUCACAGCUGCUUGGGAGUUUGUAGUCAACUUUAACUGGAAGUUCCCAGGUGUCACCAGUGUAUGGGCACUCUUCAUCUAUGGGACAUCCAUCCUCAUUGUAGAAAAGAUGUAUCUGUACCUGAAGGAUAAGUGUAACAUACUAGUGCGCUGCCUGAUUUACACUCUAUGGACGUAUCUUUGGGAGUUCACAACUGGCUUCAUUCUGCGCCAGUUUAAUGCCUGCCCAUGGGACUAUUCACAGUUUGACUUGAACUUCAUGGGCCUCAUAACCCUGGAGUAUGCCAUCCCAUGGUUCUGUGCAGCAUUUAUCAUGGAACAGCUAGUCAUCAGGAACACCCUGCGUUUGCGUUUUGAUGAGAAUGCUGAACCAGGUGUACCCACGUCUGUUGCAACCUUGGCCAAUGGUCAUGUGAAAACUAACUGAAUUGUACUUUAGACUACACUAAGACUAAGCAAUCUCUCCUGCCCCUUCAUUAGAGACUUGGGAUGAUGGCCUCAACAGCAAAACUCCUGUUUCCUUUAUGAUAAACAAACCUCCUUGGUUUGGAGGUAUGCAUGAAAAAGUGGAAUCAGUAGGUUUUCUAUGAAUUUUAUUCUCUUUCUCUCUCUUGGUUCCUUUUUUUUAAAAAAAACCUGCAAGUAUCAUUGUCAACUACCUGUUGACUAGAUAGUUUGACUUAUAACUUACUCAGAAAACAGUUCUGUGAUCAGUACUUUAUUCUAUCUGGGUUAGAAAAAACAAAAGGCUGGCCCAAAUUGUUCAAAUAACAUUAGUAGGCACAGAUCUCCCCAGUUGACUUAGUGAUUGGCUUAUAUUUCAUUCAGGUGCUUGCUUGCAACCAAUACCUCCCAUGGGACCUGAGAUGCUGCAGAGUCAAGGAAAAACCAAUUCCUAUUGAAAAAGCCCAACAAAAUGGCAGACUACUAUGGAGAUAGAACUUGCCCUGUUGUGUGCUUUUCUUAAAGCUUUUUUAAGUUGCACCACAGUGUAUAUUAUUAUGGUGCUGGACAUCCUGCUGACUUUCUAUAAAAUUAUUACUUUUUGAAUCACCCAUUCUGACGCUCACUAGAGAGUUUGUUUGCCACUCUCAUGUACCUAUUUUUUAAAUAAAGAACUAUUUUGCUGGAUAAAGUCAAUCAUUGCUGUACAACCUGCAUUAUAGAUAUGUAGGCAAAAGUAGGAGAAAAAUGGCUAAAAGUCAUCCCUACCUCCUCCUCCUCCUUCUCCUCACACUUUCUGGUGGAACUCAACAGGAGGGCUGAUUCUUGCUAACUUUCAUUGUGACUGUUUACACAUCAUCCAAAUCUUCUCUGGCUUCCUCUAUGGGGAAUUUUCUAGUCUCAGAAAUCCAAGUGUCUAAAAAAAUGGACUACUGACAUCACAUUGAAAUCUUUCUUUGAUGCCUGGAUUCAUUGGGAGUUGGAAUCCUGCAGGACAGACUCUUGAAAGGCCCGUGAUCAAAUCUUUUUUGUAUUGAUCUUCUCAGCGCUGGUGUUCUCAAUGUACAAAUGGCACAAUUAGCAGUGCGGCAGUAUCUCUUUAUAAAGCUAUUUAUGAGCAACUGUUGAUGGUAUCUCACUGUUGGCUGGGGAGGAAUUUUGAAGGAUCAGCCUUCAAGAUGGUCCAAGUGAGUGGAAAAAAUAACCCAAAAGGGCUGCAGAUAUUCUGAAGUCUGGGACCAAAGUGAAUGUCCCAAGAGAAAUAUGGGAUAGGCAGGGGCGGUUAAAGAAGAAAUAGCCACAAACAAGAAGGGAUUCUUUCUGCAGCCAGCAAAAGAAUCUGUUCUUUAGGUGCAUAGAAUGAAAGAGAAAUUUAAAAAAGGGAAGGAAGUCACUUGAACUAAAUACAUCCAAUAGCUUUAAGAAGAUAUGCUAUCACUAGGCUUCUUGGACCAGGAAGAAGUCCAGAUAUCAUUUGCAUAGAAUGGAGUACACUGAGACAGAAUUGCACCAGCAAUGGAAUGGGCUUGUACUUUUGUGGUGGCAACACUUCUUUUAUUUAAAAUGAGGCUGUCUUCUUGUUUGGUAAACAACUGUUAAUUUUUAACUACCUGGCAGUUAUUGUAUUUCGGAUCUCCUUGCCUGAUAGGUUAGGACCACCGUUUGAGGAACUCUCUGCCCCCAGUUUCCACUGCCAGGGAACUCUGGGAUUUCUACUUGUAGCCCACCUGAUGGCAAUAGAUUUGGUAAGGUUGAGUUCUGUUCUAGGAACAACAAAAUGGGCAAGCUGCUACCCUGAGUAAAAGUUGUGUGGUCUUGAUUAAGAACGAAGCUAAUAUUAACUUGAUUGAUAUAUUCAGAGUGUGAUUAUUUUAUUUCUUUACAUUUCCCCACAGACCUGAUAUCCAUUGCUGGUAGUGGAUGAACAGGAAUAUUAGCAGUGGAAGUAUUCCCAGGUCUACCCUACUGUAUUUAUUCUCCUGACCCAUUUAACAGGAUUAAACUUUGUAAUUUAUAUAUACACCUUCUUAUAAUUCUUCCUUUUUUUAUUUUUAUUCGCUUUUGAUCGAAACUAUGUUUCAGGGAAAGGAGGGACCAUGAAGAGGAGAAACCUCUAUUAUUAGCCCUGUAACAGUGGCUAUCUAUACUAAAAAAAAA
Messenger RNA from Thamnophis sirtalis, 2843 nucleotides. The record is from RefSeq and is a predicted model, not a curated record. NCBI's taxonomy places the organism in Eukaryota, Metazoa, Chordata, Lepidosauria, Squamata, Natricidae.